AGAUAACUGUCAAGAGUAGGAAAUCAUUAACGUGAAUCUACAGUUGACACAUCAAAAUGAUAACAUGAGCUGGUAUGAACAGGAGUUUCCAAGGGCUGUUGGUUUGAUUUCUGGUUUAAUUGUCUGUAUAUUGUGUGGAGUAAGUAAACGAUUUGUGUAGUGGGAUUUUUUUUAAACGCAACUAAGAAAAUAAUUGUAAUAAUUUUAAAUAAGAAUGUGUCGUGAUAUCUGAAAAGGCAAUUGGUUUCCUUGAUCGCUGUUGCGUGAAGACUAUAUCUGGAAAAUAACAUUGUUGCCAUUUUUUACAUUUAGAUCGCAAGGUUAAUUUGAUUUAGCCGGUUUACUUUAGGGAGAGUUGCAUGGACUGUUUACCUGUCAACGUGUCACACCUGUGUAACAUAGGUCCGGGUGUCAGUUUAGACACAUAAACAGGUGUGACUCUCUUUGCUUCUGGUAAGCACUUCUAAUGCCUGGUACAUAUCUAUCGAAUACACCUCGGUAUCUGGUUACUUGAAAUUAUAACAUUCCUUCAACUAUUUAAUAGUUUUGGCUGUAAGUGCACAUAUCAAAGCGCACAUUGUACAUAGUCACUCGUAUGACAUCUUAUGAGAGUACUAAUAGUAUACUAAUAGUCCUGUUUUGGUGUUGAGAUAUAGAGAUGGUGUGUAAGUGGUCAAGAUUCAGCAACCUACUAGCAUGAUUUCAUGAUGCUCUUUGUACCUAUGGAUGAUAAAGUGGUAAAUCCAAAACGUGAUUUAACAUGAUCUCAGAGGUAUAACAGUAUGGUGUAGUUUCUUAGGUGUGUUGUUAGUUUGAGCAGUGUGGACAGUGGUAAUGACUAGGUAUUUGCUCUGUGACUGACCGAGAGCCAAGCAGUAGUUUUGUGUGUAUUGCUGCGAUCUUGCCCACCUACCACAAUGUUACUGUUCUCAUUGAUGCUACUUGGAGCAUUAUGCAGCCUCGGACAGGCCAUGUCACGGGAGGAAAAGACCAAGUUGAGGAACCAAGUGGUCGAGAUGUUCGACCAUGCAUAUCAGAAUUAUAUGGACCAUGCAUAUCCAGCAGAUGAGCUGAUGCCACUUACAUGCAGAGGAAGAGUGCGUGGGCUUGAACCCAGUCGAGGUGACGUAGACGACGCUCUGGGAAUGUUCUCUCUGACCCUCAUAGACACUCUGGAUACUCUGGUGCUUUUGAACAAGACGACAGAGUUUGAGGCUGCCGUGAGAAGAGUGCUGACCGAUGUGAGGCUGGACAACGACAUUGUGGUGUCGGUAUUCGAAACCAACAUACGAGUCCUUGGAGGUCUGUUGGGAGGGCACUCCAUGGCUGUGAUGCUGAAGGACGGAGGUCAACACAUGCAGUGGUACCAGGAUGAGCUCCUGCAUAUGGCCAAAGAGCUGGGCUUCCGACUGCUGCCAGCCUUUAACACCAGUAGUGGCCUGCCGUAUCCCAGGGUGAACUUGAAGCACGGUGUCAGGGGUCCUGAGACGAGAACAGGCACAGAAACAGACACCUGCACUGCGUGUGCAGGAACCAUCAUCCUGGAGUUUGCUGCCUUAAGUCGCUUCACUGGGGAUCCUGUGUUUGAGGCCCAUGCCCGGAGAGCUUUGGACUUUCUGUGGGAGAAGAGACAGAGAAACAGCAACCUGGUGGGAACCACCAUCAACAUCCACUCUGGAGAGUGGGUCCGCAGGGACAGCGGAGUAGGAGCGGGAAUUGACUCGUACUAUGAAUACCUGCUUAAGGCUUACGUCCUCUUGGGAGAUGACCUCUUUCUGGAGCGGUUCAAUAUUCACUAUGCAUCUAUAAUGAAGUACAUUAGCCAGCCUCCACUGCUGCUGGACGUCCACAUCCACAAACCUCUCCUUCCCGCUCGCACCUGGAUGGACUCUCUCCUGGCCUUCUUCCCUGGACUGCAGGUGUUGAAGGGAGAUAUUCGUCCGGCCAUCGAGACGCAUGAGAUGCUGUAUCAAGUUACAAAAAAACACAACUUUCUCCCAGAGGCCUUCACUACUGAUUUCAGGGUACACUGGGCCCAACAUCCCCUGAGGCCUGAGUUUGCAGAGAGCACCUAUUUCCUUUACAAGGCCACAGGAGACCCUUACUACCUGGAGGCAGGUCGCACCAUCCUGGACAACCUCAAUCGCUUUGCUCGUGUUCCCUGCGGCUUCGCUGCAAUGAAGGAUGUACGCACCGGGAGCCACGAGGACAGAAUGGAUUCGUUCUUUCUUGCUGAGAUGUUCAAAUACCUCUUCCUGCUGUUUGCUGACGCCGAGGACUUACCGUUUGACGUGGAGGACUACAUCUUCACAACCGAGGCACACCUGCUGCCCCUGUCCCUCUCCACAGCCCCUCACGCUUCAUCUCUUUCCUCAAACAGAACGUCUGAGGAGCUGGACGACUCUAACUUCGAUUGGACCUGCCCUAACACUCGCCUCCUGUUUCCUGACCCCGCCUUCCCUCAAAACCUGAGAGAACCAAUCCGCAGUGCUGUGGAUAAGAGCUGCCCCCGUCCCGCUCCUUACCGGGAGCCCGGUAUGGGUCGACCUCCCCUGAGGGCUCAGGACUUCAUGGCAAACAACCCUGAGCAUCUUGAGCUGCUGAGGAGAAUGGGAGUCAGUCUCAUCCACCUGAAAGAUGGCAGGGUGCAGCUGGUCCAGCAUGCUACACAGGCGGUGAGUGCGGUUGCAGCAGAGGACGGCGUGCGCUUCAUGCAGGAGAUGAUGGAGCUGUCCAGCCAGCAGCAGAAAGAGCAGCUGCCUCCCAGAGCCAUUCAGAUCGUCUCACAUCCAUUCUUUGGCAGGGUUGUGCUGACCGCCGGCCCAGCACAGUUUGGCAUAGACCUGUCCAAAAGUUCCACAGGAGUACGAGGCUUUGUGAUUGUGGCCGAACCCUACAGUGGCUGUAGCGAGAUCACCAACGCGGAGUAUGUCCAGGGCCACAUCGCUCUGCUUCAGAGGGGUCAGUGUAUGUUUGCAGAGAAGGCCCGACACAUCCAGAAGGCCGGCGCCAUCGGAGGCAUAGUCAUCGACGACAACGAGGGCAGCAGCAGCGACACAGCUCCCCUGUUUCAGAUGGCCGGGGACGGCCGCAGCACAGACGACGUCACCUUGCCCCUCCUCUUCCUCUUCCACAAGGAGGGCAACAUCCUGUUGGAGUCGCUGAAGGAGUACAGGGAGGUGGAGGUGCUGAUGAGCGACAAGGCCAGAGACAGAGCAACCAUAUUCAAAGGUAAACCUCUUCCUGGCAGCCUCAUUGAGGGCAGUGCGGAUGUGCAAGAAGCGGAGGGAGGCUGCUUAACCGAGGCAACAACCCCCACCUCAUUUGAGCCCAUUGCACAAUCGCAAAUGAGCACCUUGGAGCUUGACGAAUUGGCUCCUGAGGACGUUACUCCAUUGCAGGAGGACGUCAGUCCUGUAGAUCAAGACACUAGUCCGACAGAGGAAGUUAGACCUCCAGAAGAGGAAGCUAGUCCUGCAGAGGAAGUAAGACCUCCAGAAGAGGAAGCUAGUCCUGCAGAGGAAGUAAGACCACCAGAAGAGGAGGCUAGUCCUGCAGAGGCUGAUUCGGCACAGCCCAAAGAGGAGAGAGACUCUGAGAAGAGAGAGGAGCCUGAAGGCGACACAGACUCAAGCAGCCAGUCAGUCGAUGAACUGCUGGCUGAUUGGCGGGAAGACUUGGAGGCGUUUCAGCAGAUGGAGAAGGACGAGCUCUGACAGUCGUCAGGCGUGUCGUGCCCUGUGACUGCGGUUUGAUCCCACUGUGGGGAGAAACCUGAAGGGGGACGCAUCUUCACAAGUCACGAGUCUCAGUCUGGUGAACUCAAAGGAAGAUGGGGAAACGUCUAUCAUGACCGUUUGUUCUCUGUGGAUGGUAACAUGUGCCAAGGCAGCCCACAUACUGCAUCUCUGGACCAUAGGGAGUCCUGUUUAGCCUGGUAGUUUAUGGAUGAGAGACCAGGGUUCUUACCUCAUUUUCUCAUGCAGUUAGUUUUAUCUGUCAUAACAAACCCUUAAUGAAAUGACAUGAGCCAGGCUGUGUGCACCAGCCUCUCACGUUCCCAUCUGAGCUACUUCUCACACGGUUUUUCUCUCUAUGCAUUGGUCCAACUACUAAUUAAUCCAUCGACCAAUUAAUUUUAAUAUAAAUGUGAUGAUUUGUGAUGAAACAUUGACGUUUUGGGCUUAACCAUAUGUACACAUUGAUGUGCGUUAAGGACUUAAUUCACGUGGGGGUUGGUGACAUCGACUAGGAUGCAGGAUCUUUUUCAUGGCUUCGUGGUAGAGUAACAACACCAAACUUGAUCUCUGUGCAGGAUAUAUGACGUCAUCGGUCAAUAUAAAUAUAUAUUUGUCAAGAUGUAUUGACUGAAACAAUAAAGCGCUGCUCAGGUUCUCCCCACAAACAACAACCUCUGGACCACAUCGGGUGGAGCAGACACCAUCAGCAGCGUGGUGGGCUGGAUUACACGCCUAUAGGCGGCCACAGGGGGGCGCUGUGAGAUCUGUCUGUCAUGCUUAGCUGUUGACUGAUUGAAAGGAGCAGAAAUAAGCCAUUAAAUUAACAUGAUAAAUGAAUUAAAUAAAAAAUGAAGGGGGAAAUUGGGAAGACUGGCCUGAUGAUUAUUUGUGCUAUUUUAACACUGAAUGUUAAAUUAAACUGUUGCAGUUCAUUAAAAAUAAAAUGAUGUAAAGGAGA
Messenger RNA from Cottoperca gobio, 4698 nucleotides. RefSeq names its product ER degradation enhancer, mannosidase alpha-like 3 (gene edem3). Gene Ontology annotation, biological process: endoplasmic reticulum mannose trimming; carbohydrate metabolic process; mannose trimming involved in glycoprotein ERAD pathway. The record is from RefSeq and is a predicted model, not a curated record. The transcript is spliced from 21 exons. Lineage: Eukaryota; Metazoa; Chordata; Actinopteri; Perciformes; Bovichtidae. Bases 918 to 3716 code for a protein of 932 amino acids. Gene Ontology annotation, cellular component: membrane; endoplasmic reticulum. Gene Ontology annotation, molecular function: mannosyl-oligosaccharide 1,2-alpha-mannosidase activity; calcium ion binding.